UUAAGGCUACACACGUAUCGCUCGUGACAAGAGACGUGCGGCAUUCAUGAGACAUCAUGAGUCCAAAAUGAACGCAUUCGUGGUAUAUUUGUUGCUGUGCGUUGCUCCAUUCUACAGCGAUGGAAAUCCAGUUUCUUCAAAUCAACAUCAAUGUGAAGAAAUCCAGAUCGGCCUGUGCAAAUCCCUGCCAUAUAAUCGCACUCGUUUGCCGAACAACUUUGAGCACGACACACAAUCCUCCGUGAACCGCACGUUGUGGGAUUUGGCGCAGCGGAUCAACGAAGUUGUUUGCUCAGAAGAUUUGCUCUUCUUUGUCUGCUCGCUGUAUCUUCCCAUAUGUGUUGAGGACCAGGAAAUCAAGAAAACCAUAAACCCUUGCCGCUCAGUUUGUGAAAAAGUGAGGAGUGACUGCAAAGCAGCUGUGGAAUCCAUUACUGGAGAGAAGUUUCCUUUCAAGGCUUUUCCUGAGUUUGAGUGCGAAAAGCUUGAGGUUUACGACAAGGGCAUCUGUCUGACUCCAAGAGCUUUCAUGCAUCCUACAAGUGAGUUCUAUUUACAUGCUUCACUUUCAAAUAACUAUCUGACCACUAUUCUAGCGAUAAAAGGCAGAAUUGCGUCCAUGAAUCAAACUUCCAGUGGUUAUGCUAUAUGGUUCAAUGUAUCUCGAGUCAUCUUUAAGAAUGGCUGCUCGUUUCGGUCACACGGGGCGCAGAUCUGGUCACAAGGUCAAUGUACUUCUGACAACGCAAGCACAUACACGUGCUUCGAGGUAGGCAAGGAAUAUGUCAUUCUUGGACAUAAACAUCCUUCAAAGGGAUUGAAAGUAGGAUGGGCCUUGACGCUACCACAAGACAAACAUCUCAUGGAUAAAUUAAAAACAUGGAAAGCUGAUCUGACCAGGAAGAACUCCAAGGAGUAAAG
This is a messenger RNA of Orbicella faveolata, 921 nucleotides long. RefSeq names its product secreted frizzled-related protein 3-like. The record is from RefSeq and is a predicted model, not a curated record. Gene Ontology annotation, molecular function: Wnt-protein binding. NCBI's taxonomy places the organism in Eukaryota, Metazoa, Cnidaria, Anthozoa, Scleractinia, Merulinidae. Gene Ontology annotation, biological process: canonical Wnt signaling pathway; non-canonical Wnt signaling pathway. Gene Ontology annotation, cellular component: cytoplasm.